Messenger RNA from Haliotis rubra (blacklip abalone), 995 nucleotides. Its product is annotated as caveolin-1-like. The transcript is spliced from 2 exons. NCBI's taxonomy places the organism in Eukaryota, Metazoa, Mollusca, Gastropoda, Lepetellida, Haliotidae. Gene Ontology annotation, molecular function: molecular adaptor activity. The coding region runs from base 227 to 604 and encodes 125 amino acids. The record is from RefSeq and is a predicted model, not a curated record. Gene Ontology annotation, biological process: caveola assembly. Gene Ontology annotation, cellular component: caveola.
AUUUAAGUGGCCGGUUGAGAUACGGGCUUGUACUCAAAGGAACCACUUGAUACGAAUCUGAAACUAAGCCAAAUAGAUUUAGCAUCUACGUAAGUUCAAGUUCCGACAUGGUACAAGCACUGUUGUUCUAUUGCUAAGCUACAGUAGGUACUCAAUGUUACAACCCUGCAUGGUGUGCAACUGACUCCUGCAGUAAAGGGCCACUAGCUCCCACCGGAACGACACGAUGGUUGAUCUACUGAAUCGUGAUCCUAACAACAUCAACGACCAUAUUAAGGUUUCCUUCGAGGAUGUCCUUGCUGAGCCAGAGGGAGCUCGAAGCAUCGACUGUGUGUGGAGCGCAUCCUACACAUGCUUCAGUUGCUGUAAAGGAUGUCUCUACAAAAUCAUGACACUGUUGUGUGGCAUCUGUAUCGCUCUGUACUGGGGCUGUGAGUUUGCGUUGAUCGCCUUCACUCACAUUUGGUACAUCACACCCUGCUUCAAGGUAAUGGAGCUCAACUGUGGCUGUCUGAAGAAGCUGUACGGCAUGUGUGUGCACUGCGUUCUGGAUCCCUGGUGCGAGUCCUGUGGGAUGCUGUUCAUGGCUUUCGGGAAGAAAUGAAACGGUUUCCAUGGUAACUGUGGAUAUGGCACAGAGAGUUUUGAGCCCAAAUUGUUCAAAUUUAAUUCCACAUUAGGUGCCGCCACAUUGCUCUGCCCCCUUCGUACGAGUCAUGCGGACUUUUCUUUCCGGAAAUAGAACCAGAAACAUCUAGCCCGGCCGUGUUGCUGUACAUAUUGCUGAUAAAGCUGAUACAUAUUUGAUUGGACAUAAUUGAGAACAAUUGUGACAGAUCUCAAGGAUUUUCGUAUUUUGAGAUCUUUUCACAUUAUAGACUAACCGUAGGUGUCAUAUACAUAUAUUUAUACUUUUAAAUCUUAGUUAUUAAUCUUUUACUUACGUACAUUUACAUUAUUUGUAAUUUGUUGAAUAAAGAUUACGUUACAAUGCA